Messenger RNA from Eruca vesicaria subsp. sativa (arugula), 1821 nucleotides. The record is from the annotation of a GenBank genome assembly. Lineage: Eukaryota; Viridiplantae; Streptophyta; Magnoliopsida; Brassicales; Brassicaceae.
AUGAAUAACCGCUAUGGAGCAACAACCACCGUGUCGAAUCAGAACCAACGACGGCCUUUGAUCCACGUGUUACCGGACGAGGUAGCGUUACGAGUCGUCUGCCACGCGUCCGUUAUCGGCGGAAUAAUCGGCUCAAACGGCUACGUCGUCUCAAAACUGCGACGCGAGACCGGUACAAAAAUCCACUGCGAGUCUCCGGCAGCGAACGGCUCCGAACACUGGGUGGUAUUCAUCGUCGGGUCAACCGCCGUUAACAAGAGCGUCCUGUUGACCGACAGAGUGGGAGACUUCUCCGGGGGUGAGCACGAGGGUUGGGUGACUUGCCAGGUGUCAGCUGCUCAGACGGCGUUGAUUAGGGUUUUGGAGAGAUCGUGGGCGGUUCUGGCGGCGAAGGAUAGCGGCGGAGUUGUGGCGGAGGGGGAUGAUAAUGAGGCUUACUGUGGGAUUCUAGCUGAUCGGAGUCAGGUAGGGGCUGUGUUGGGGUUGGGAGGGAAGAACGUGGAGUGGGUGAGGAGAAGCUCUGGUGCGAUGGUUAGGGUUUUGCCUCCUCCGAGUUGUGGUACGAACAGUGAUGAACUGAUUCAGAUCACCGGUGAUGUCUUAGCUGUGAAGAAGGCACUGGUUAUGGUAUCAACCUUUCUUCAAAACAAUCCACCUCUCAACGGCUAUCCGCCACCACUUUGCAGCAAAGCCUAUGACUCAUCUACUAACGAUCCUCACUCUGAAAAUUUUCCAAACCUGCGGUCUUCUUCCUUGCCCAAUGCCUCAGAAACUGCUGCGUCCAAUACUCAUACACCAUCAAGAAACCGUUUUCAAGAUUCAAAAGACACAGAACGUAAGGUUGUGUUCAAACUAAUCUGCACAAGUGUUGCAGCUGGAGGCAUCAUUGGGAGACAAGGAACUAUCAUCAGAGCUAUGCAGAAUGAAGCAGGUGCUUCUAUUUCUAUUGGAGCUCCAUUAAAAGUAUCUGGUGAACGUGUUGUUACCAUUACUGCACGUGAGAGCCUUGAGUCACGUUACUCUCAUGCACAAAAGGCUCUGAGUCUUGUCUUUGCAAGAUCUGUUGAGAUUGAUGUUGGGAAAAGUCUGUUCCCUGGUGCUUUAGUGAAAGCUAAGCUACUGGUACCCUCACAGUUUGCUAAUGACUUUGUUGGGAACAGAGAAACAGGUAUAGUAACUGGUGUUGAUAUACACAUUCCAGUAGGUGGCCAGAUUCUAGACUCUCUUUCAGAAAAUGAACUUGUGAUUGAGAUUAUGGGAGAGUAUAAGAAUGUACAAGAGGCCUUGUGUCAGGUUUCUUCUAAGUUACGGGAGAACCUAUCACCAAAGAAGGUCGUAGAAGAAGUGAGAGCUAGAGUUAGUAAUCCAUAUAAUCUGCAACCAUCACAACAAAGCACAGGCAGAGACGAUUCUCUCUCGGUAUCAGAUGGUGAACAAGACUUGAAUAUGUUAAGAAUCAGUACAGAGAUAAUGAGGUCGAUUGAUUGUAUGCACACCGAGACGAAUGAAGUCAACGGCUUGACACAGGGGAUGAAACAGCUUCAACUUUCUAGUGAUGGAUACUUGUCUUCUUUACCACCACGCAGAAGUAAAGGUGUAUCUUUAAGAAACGUUACCUUGGAGCUAGCUGUCGAGAAAGAUGCUCUUGCUGCAUUGUAUGGAAGAGAUGGUGCUGGUUUAAAUAAUCUACAACAGAUUUCAGGAGCCAGAGUUGAUGUCAAGGAUACUACAGGAGUUGAAUCUAUGGUCUUACUCUCUGGGAAUCCUGAGCAAACCCGGACAGCCAUGUCUUUGUUAAUUUCAAACCUUGCUGAUCAAUGA